This is a messenger RNA of Cavia porcellus (domestic guinea pig), 905 nucleotides long. RefSeq names its product mucin 21, cell surface associated (gene Muc21). Lineage: Eukaryota; Metazoa; Chordata; Mammalia; Rodentia; Caviidae. Bases 1 to 762 code for a protein of 253 amino acids. The transcript has 4 exons. The record is from RefSeq and is a predicted model, not a curated record.
AUGAGGGCUGCAGGGAGCACCAAGUCCAAUGUCCGCGUGAUGGAUCUCACAAGUGCAGGAAUAGCCUUCGGCAAUACCAGCACACCUGCCGGCCCCGGGUCCAGCACGAACUCUGCUGGAACCAGCAUAAGCUCCAGAACUGUAGCCAGCGUGAACUCUAGGACCAGCGCAGUCACCAGGACUGGCUCCAGUGUGGCCAGUGAGACCAGCACAGCUUCCAGCGCCGCCCCUACCUUGACCCAUACUGGGACUAAUUCAACCUCCCUCGCUGUGCCCAGUGUGGCUGCUAGUGAGGCCAGCACAGUCGUCCACAGUGUGACCUCCGACGCUGCCUCCAGUGCGAGCUCUCCUGGGACUAGCACAGCUGCCAGCACCGCACCCAGUGGGACCUCCGGUGAGACCGUCACAACCCCCAGCUCUGGAUCCGGCAGGACCUCCACGGGCUCUGGCACACCUGCUUCAGCCAGAACACACACAACCUCCAGCAGGAGAGCAGCCACUUCAGCCAAUGCGGGGAAGCGCCGUGGGGGCCUGAAGCCAUGGGAAACCUUCCUCAUCACCUUGGCAUCGGUCUUAGUGGCUGCAGGGCUCUUUGCUGGGCUCUUCUUUUACGUGAGAAGUUUCCGGUCCCUGAGGAACCCCUUCCGCACAGCCCUCUACCGCCCCCAUGGCGCCUACACCGGCCCGGGCCACGCAGAGAGCCCCAGCAGGUUCUGGAGGAGACCAGCGGCCUCUGUGGCUGUGGAGAUGAGUGGGCCCUGAGUGGCCCUGAGCAGCCUCUCGCUCCUCUGGACUUCGCGUGGUCCCCGAGUCCGGAGGAGGGUGCUUCUUCCCUCCCACGCCUUUUUCAAAGGAAAAGGGGGGACGCACUGGCCGCCUACCUAAGAAGUAAAUACACCACCGUG